Messenger RNA from Eutrema salsugineum, 939 nucleotides. RefSeq names its product adenylate isopentenyltransferase 4. The transcript has a single exon. The record is from RefSeq and is a predicted model, not a curated record. Gene Ontology annotation, biological process: cytokinin biosynthetic process; tRNA modification. Gene Ontology annotation, molecular function: tRNA dimethylallyltransferase activity; AMP dimethylallyltransferase activity. Bases 1 to 939 code for a protein of 312 amino acids. Lineage: Eukaryota; Viridiplantae; Streptophyta; Magnoliopsida; Brassicales; Brassicaceae. Gene Ontology annotation, cellular component: mitochondrion.
AUGAAGUCUAAAGAAAAAAUCGUAGUGAUCAUGGGUGCCACUGGCUCUGGCAAAUCAGCACUCUCGGUUGAUCUGGCUUUACAUUUCAAAGCCGAGAUCAUCAACUCUGACAAAAUGCAGUUCUAUGAUGGCUUGAAGAUAACUACUAACCAAUCUACCAUGGAUGAACGACGUGGAGUGCCACAUCACCUUCUCGGUGAGCUAGACCCGGAGGAAGGAGAAGUCACAGCAGCAAAAUUCCGCAACAUGGCGGCUCAUGCCAUCGCUGGCAUUACUCACCGUAAGAAGCUCCCAAUCCUUGCCGGUGGAUCCAACUCCUACAUUCAUGCUCUCCUUGCAAAGUCGUAUCAUGACCAAGGAAACUACCCGUUCUCUAAAAACGGGACAAUCUGCUCCGAGUUGAAUUAUGAUUGUUGUUUCAUUUGGAUAGAUGUGGCUCAGCCUGUGUUGUUUGAGUAUCUUUCUUUACGUUUGGAAAAGAUGAUGAAGACAGGUAUGUUCGAAGAGAUCGCUGAGUUCCACCGCACCAAGAAGGCCCCUAAAGAGCCAGUGGCAGUGGGGAUAUGGAAGGCUAUAGGGGUGCAAGAGUUUGAUGACUACCUCAAAACGUACAAAUGGGACAAUGACAAGGAGAAUUGGGACCCUGUGAGACAAGAGGCUUUUAAGAAGGCGGUGAGAGCGAUCAAAGAGAACACAUUUCAGCUCACAAAAGAUCAGAUCAAGAAGAUCAGGAAGUUGAGAACUGCCGGGUGGGAAAUCAGGAAGGUGGAUGCUACAGCAACGUUUCGGGAGGCAAUUCGGGCAGCCAAAGAACGUGACCGUGGAGAUGAGAUGCAGAGAAUGAUAUGGAACAGGGAAGUGGUGGAACCGUGUGUGGGGAUUGUGAAGAGACAUUUGGAGCAGCAGAUCAAUAAGAAUAAGAGGAUGAGAUUGAUGUAG